UUGGUUAGUUUAGGAUGGAUAAAGUCAUCUCCCACGCCAGUUGUAGAAGAAUCGGAUGCAACUCUUGAUAAAGCUGGUUUAGAUGCUUUGACAAGUAGUUUAGAUUCUGCAUAUGCAAAUAGACAUGUACUUGCAAUAUGCAGACUGUUUUGCACAUAUUUUAUACUUUUAAAUAUUGAGUCUUCAAAAACAGGUGGAGAAUUGCAAGUGCAAGCCAAGAACCAAUUUAUUAAAACUCUGAGUGAUCUUGAAAUUGCAGACAAUAUCUCCGUGCUGUUCCAUGAUCUACUAGGUAUUGCAAAAUCAGAUAAUGUUAAAUUUAAUAAGGAUUUGUGCCACAAAACUUUUCGCUAUAUGCAUGAAAAAACAACAUCUAAUAGAGUAGCGGAUAUAAUCAAAGAAGGCAGAUCAAAGAAUCCAAGUAUUUCAGACGAUGAGCUUUCUAAAACAAUCAUUGACGAUAUUUGGCCUGAUUUAGAGGAUGGAAUUAAAGAACCUGAGAGCUAUAUUGGAGGAGAUUCUGAACUCACAACAAAAGGUCUACUAGAAAAUACAUUUUGGUCAUUAGUAUUGUCAACCUUUGAGAUAGACGAAAAUGUCAGUGUGGAGGGAUUACUGGAGGAAUAUGAGAGACUUGAGAAGGAAUCAAAAGAUAUAAUGAAACAAUACAUUAUAGUAACUACUGGCAUCUUAGAACUUUUGAGUGGCAAAAAACUUGCUGAUAAGGUGGAAAUAAAGGAUGUGGCUAUGAAAACCGUGAUUCACAAGUUAAGACUGGAACUGGAUUUUCCUACGUUUAAAACCAAAGUCGAUACUGCCUUAACGAUCUGCUCGUCGGUUUUACAAGAAAAAGGUGGCAUUGAGCAAUAUAAAACAUAUUUGAUGGGAGUUGCAAUACUGUUAUUCAUCGUUGAUCUGCUCUUGCUAGUACUUUUCUGGACAGCAUCAAAGCUAGAGGUCGACUAUGACUAA
Messenger RNA from Vittaforma corneae ATCC 50505, 972 nucleotides. RefSeq lists its product as uncharacterized. The transcript has a single exon. Lineage: Eukaryota; Fungi; Microsporidia; Nosematidae. The record is from RefSeq and is a predicted model, not a curated record.